This is a messenger RNA of Castor canadensis (American beaver), 921 nucleotides long. RefSeq names its product transmembrane and coiled-coil domain-containing protein 5B-like. The record is from RefSeq and is a predicted model, not a curated record. NCBI's taxonomy places the organism in Eukaryota, Metazoa, Chordata, Mammalia, Rodentia, Castoridae.
AUGGAAGACAUUGGACAGGACCCACUGGAUGACAUGCAAGAGAUGAUGGCGAUACCAAAUUUAGAAGUCAUAAAACAGAACCUUGACUACCUGAACUCAGACCUUGAAAAUGACUUGCAGAGACUGGAUGAGGCAAAUCAAGUUCUUCUUAGAAAAAUACAAGAGAAAGAAGAAACAAUUCAAAGUCUGGAAAGAGCCAUCACCCUGUCUGCAGGAAGAGUCAAAGAUAAGGAGUUGAAUAAGACUAUAUCUGAGAAGGAAGAUGCCCUGAGGGAUAUGGAACUAGAGACAGCAAAGCUGGAAAAGAAGAAUAAGACCCUAAGCAGGAAUGUGGUGGAGCUUCAGAAGAAGAUUUCAAGGAAAUUUAAGAAUGUUGGCCUUAAUAAAGGGAUCCAGAAUCAGACUUUGGCAGAAUUGAAGGUGAGACUACAAAAGUCAACAGAGUCCUGUGCACAGCAAGAGAAGGAAAUGGUCAAGAUAGAGAGUGACUACCAAUCUGUGUAUCAGCUCUGUGAAGACCAGGCUUACUACAUAAAGAAAUACCAGGAAAUUCUGAGGCAGAUGGAAAAGGAACAGGAAGUGUUACUGCUUGAAAAGGAAAUAUCCAAAGCCCAGAAUAACUCUUCCCAAAUAGUGAAACCUGGGUCAAUUCUGGUGGAGACCAUCCAAAGCAACAUGGAGAAGACCAUCAUUAAGAAACAGAAGAGAAUCUUUUGGUACAGGCAUUUCCGGUGUCUUGUCUUCAUGGUUAUGAUCUUCAUUAGGCUGCUGGGUUAUAUGGUUUUUCACCUGCAGUACAUAAAUCCAGACCUUCUCACCGAUGCCCUGCCUAUGGUGCUGAGCAGAGGUAACUUGAAGAGGUUGAGGGAUGUCUUAUUUCCCUUCCUCACUCUAGAGGUGGAAGAAGCUCUACCACACUAG